This is a messenger RNA of Trematomus bernacchii (emerald rockcod), 3267 nucleotides long. It is a transcript of the gene xpo7, whose product is annotated as exportin 7. Gene Ontology annotation, biological process: protein export from nucleus. The record is from RefSeq and is a predicted model, not a curated record. Gene Ontology annotation, cellular component: cytoplasm; nuclear pore. Gene Ontology annotation, molecular function: small GTPase binding; nuclear export signal receptor activity. NCBI's taxonomy places the organism in Eukaryota, Metazoa, Chordata, Actinopteri, Perciformes, Nototheniidae.
GCCACCAGGGGGCGGAGGCCGAGCCGACAGGAGGACAUUGAGCCAGAUUAUGAGGACAUUGAGCUGGAUAACCUGGUGUUCCUGCAGAAGAGGAAGGAGCUCAGAGAGCAGAGUAGUACCUCCAAAGACCUCCUCACACAGUUCCUCCAUGAGGGGAAACACAGAGAGCUGAGGCGGGUUGUGGAGCCUCUUGUCCCGGGUCGGAGGCUGCUGGAGGCGGCUGCGGGGAUCAGAGCUCCGAUAAACAGGGGCCUGGCCCAGCUGGAGAUCCUGUGUAAGCAGCUGUACGAGACCACGGACUCGGCGGUGCGUCUGCAGGCAGAGAAAGCUCUGGUGGAAUUCACCAACAGCCCCGACUGCCUGAGCAAGUGCCAGCUGCUGCUGGAGAGAGGCAGCUCUUCGUACUCUCAGCUCCUCGCGGCCACGUGUUUGUCUAAACUGGUUUCUCGAACCAGCAACCCUCUCCCGCUCGAGCAGCGCAUCGACAUCCGGAACUAUGUUCUGAACUACCUGGCGACGCGCCCUAAGCUGGCAGCGUUUGUGACUCAGGCUCUGAUCCAGCUGUACGCCCGCAUUACCAAGCUGGGCUGGUUCGACUGCCAGAAGGAAGACUACGUGUUCAGGAACGUCAUCGCAGACGUGACUCGCUUCCUACAGGACAGCGUGGAGCACUGCAUCAUCGGAGUCACCAUCCUGUCCCAGCUCACCAACGAGAUCAACCAGGCGGACACGACUCACCCUCUGACCAAACACAGGAAGAUCGCCUCGUCCUUCAGAGACUCGUCGCUCUUCGACAUCUUCACGCUCUCCUGUAACCUCCUCAAACAGGCGUCGGGGAAGAACCUGAACCUGAACGAUGAGUCUCAGCACGGCCUCCUCAUGCAGCUGCUGAAGCUCAGCUACAACUGCCUCAACUACGACUUCAUAGGAACGUCUACGGACGAAUCCUCCGAUGACCUGUGCACCGUUCAGAUCCCCACCUCCUGGAGAUCAGCGUUUCUUGAUUCCUCCACACUGCAGCUUUUCAAUUUAUAUCAUUCCAUCCCUCCGUCCCUUUCCCCGUUGGUGUUGUCCUGUUUAGUUCAGAUAGCCUCUGUGCGGCGCUCUCUCUUCAACAAUGCGGAGCGAGCGAAGUUCCUCUCUCACCUGGUGGACGGAGUGAAGAGGAUCCUGGUGAACCCACAGUGUUUGCCAGACCCGAAUAACUACCACGAGUUCUGCCGGCUGCUGGCGAGGCUGAAGAGCAACUAUCAGCUGGGGGAACUGGUCAAAGUGGAAAACUACCCGGAGGUGAUCCGCCUCAUCGCUAACUUCACCGUCACCAGUCUGCAGCACUGGGAGUUUGCCCCCAACAGUGUUCACUACCUGCUGAGUUUAUGGCAGCGUCUGGCCGCCUCCGUGCCGUACGUUAAAGCCACCGAGCCUCACCUGCUGGAGACCUACACACCUGAGGUCACCAAGGCUUACAUCACGUCACGGCUGGAGUCCGUGCACGUCAUCCUCAGAGAUGGGCUGGAGGACCCUCUGGACGACGCGGGGCUCGUGCAGCAGCAGCUCGACCAGCUGUCCACCAUCGGGCGCUGUGAGUACGAGAAGACGUGCGCGCUGCUGGUGCAGCUGUUCGACCAGGCGGCACAGAGCUACCAGGAACUGCUGCAGAGCACCAACUCCAGCGCCGCGGAUAUCACCGUGCAGGAGGGUCGGUUGACGUGGUUGGUUUACAUCAUCGGGGCGGUGAUCGGGGGGCGAGUGUCGUUCGCCAGCACAGACGAGCAGGACGCCAUGGACGGAGAGUUAGUCUGUCGGGUGCUGCAGCUGAUGAACCUGACGGACUCUCGACUCGCUCAGGCGGGAAACGAGCGGCUGGAGCUCGCCAUGCUCAGCUUCUUCGAGCAGUUCAGGAAGAUCUACAUCGGAGACCAGGUGCAGAAAUCAUCAAAGCUUUAUCGACGACUAUCAGAAGUUCUGGGUCUGAACGACGAGACCAUGGUACUCAGUGUCUUUAUAGGGAAAAUCAUCACAAACUUGAAGUACUGGGGCCAGUGUGAACCAAUCACCUCCAAGACACUCCAACUACUGAACGACCUCUCCUUAGGGUACAGCAGCGUGAGGAAGCUGGUGAAGCUCAGCGCCGUGCAGUUCAUGUUGAACAACCACACUAGUGAACACUUCUCCUUCCUCGGGGUGAACAACCAAUCCAAUCUGAGCGACAUGAGGUGUCGGACCACCUUCUACACGGCUUUGGGACGCCUGCUAAUGGUGGACCUAGGUGAGGACGAGGAUCAGUUUGAGCAGUUCAUGCUUCCUCUGACGGCCGCGUUUGAAACUGUGGCUCAGAUGCUGAGCACAAACACCUUCAACGAGCAGGAGGCCAAGAGGACUCUGGUGGGUUUGGUUCGAGACCUGCGAGGAAUCGCCUUCGCCUUCAACGCCAAAACCAGCUUCAUGAUGCUCUUCGACUGGAUGUAUCCGGCCUACAUGCCCAUCCUGCAGAGAGCCAUCGAGCUGUGGUACCACGACCCAGCAUGCACCACUCCCGUCCUCAAGCUCAUGGCAGAGCUGGUGCACAACAGGUCUCAGAGGCUACAGUUUGACGUGUCGUCGCCGAACGGCAUCCUGCUGUUCAGAGAAACCAGCAAGAUGAUCACCACAUACGGGAACCGCAUCCUGACGCUGGGCGAGGUUCCUAAAGACCAGGUGUACGGCGUGAAGCUGAAAGGAGUCAGCGUCUGCUUCGCCAUGCUGAAGGCCGUCCUCAGCGGGAACUACGUCAACUUCGGGGUCUUCAGACUCUAUGGAGACGACGCGCUGGACAACGCUCUGCAGACCUUCAUCAAGCUGCUGCUGUCCAUCCCACACAGCGACCUGCUCGACUACCCGAAGCUGAGUCAGUCGUUCUACUCUCUGCUGGAGGUCCUGACUCAGGAUCACAUGAACUUCAUCGCCAGCCUGGAGCCACACGUCGUCAUGUACAUCCUGUCCUCCAUCAGUGAGGGGCUCACUGCACUGGAUACGAUGGUGUGUACGGGCUGCUGCUCCAGUCUGGAUCACAUCGUCACGUAUCUCUUCAAGCAGCUCUCGCGCUCCACCAAGAAACGCCCGACCCCCAUGGCCACGGACGAUCGAUUCCUGCACAUCAUGCAGCAGCACCCCGAGAUGAUCCAGCAGAUGUUGUCCACGGUGUUGAACAUCAUCAUCUUCGAGGACUGUAGGAACCAGUGGUCCAUGUCCCGCCCCCUGCUGGGCCUCAUCCUGCUCAACGAGAAG